UUGAUCGUGCGAUUUCUCUGUGAGCGCUGGCUCGCGGUCCAAUGAUGCCAUGCCCGAGGACGCCUUUAAUUCGGUAGUUCCUGCCCAGCUUUCCUACCUGACCAUCUACAACCCCCUUCUCGGACCGACCGACGAAACGAUCCCGGACCAGAUCGUCUUCUAUACCUCCAGAGCGGCUCGAUUGCGACGGCGCGAGGCCUCCGCUGCCGGGGUCGACGACAAUGAGUCGAGCAGCGAGUACAAUGAAAAGUUGCGCCAGAUAGGACUGGCGCAGGGGAUGGUGAGCUUCGCCAGGAACUUUUCGCAGGGCAAACCGGUGGAAUAUAUAGAAACGGAGAAGGCCAAUAUCGUACUCCACGAGCUGGAGAAGGACUGGUGGAUCCUUGCCUCCAUCGACCUGACCCGUCUUCCCACAACCGAUGCUUCCAACGAAUCCUCGUCGCAGCGCGAUGCCACGGGGACCCCGUCCGUUCAGUAUUCAUCGCGGGAGAUGUGCCCUCCGCACCUCUUGAUCCAACAGCUACGCCGGGCUCAUUCCAUCUUUCUACUCCACCAUGAUCUCACACUGGAUGCAUUGUACCAACGCGUCGGCAGGUCGGCGCUUUGUACUCUCCUUGAUGGCUUCUGGCGAAAGUUUGCCUGGAACUGGGAAGUUCUGCUCAGCGGGAACCCAGCCGUUGACAUGUACAAUGGGAUCAAGCUCUCUGCCGGCGGCGAGCUUGGCAUCGGCGUUGGCGAAGAAGAGUGGGGCAGCGGAGAAAGAGAAGUAUUCGAAGACUUCGUGUUCCGGACAGACGGUCUCGUGGACCUGGUGAUAUCGAGAUUUGGCGACCCAGCAGAGCCAAACGAGAGCCAGGCGACCGCAAAGGACGAUAGCAGCGCGCCAUGGCUUGGCUUAGACACCCACCCAAGGCCAUCGGAUGGAGUCAUAUUCUCGGGGAUGGGAGCGGUUUCUAGACGAUCUGUCGCGCGGGUCUCUCAGUGGAUGGAAUGGAUAUACCGAUAUGGCCCUGACGCCUACGGGGUGGGCGAUGACCCAAGCUCGCCACGACGUCGAAAGCGACGCAAAAAGCCACGGAAUCGAUCAGCCAGGAAUAAUAAUGAACAAGACAACCCUUCUGGCACUGCAAGCGCCGAGGCCAGCUUCUCCCCCGGUAUACCUCGUCCUCUUGUUAUGGGCCAAGUUCCAGGCCCGCAGCAACGAGAUUCCGAGGUAGGCUCGCAAGCAAGCAGUGAAGGCUCUCCGGCACCAAGCGAACGUGGAAAGGAUUGGAUUGGCAUCAAACCCGAGACGUUUGUGAAAUACCUGACUCUUGGCUAUGGCUCGGCUUGGGGGCCCUCUGCUGGCACGCAUCCUCGCGUCGAGGCCUUGAAGCAGGAAGACGGGUCUACAGGCGCAACCCAACGAACGGCGUCUCCUGCAACUACACCGCAGACACCCGACGGAGACACGUCCAGAACCGAAGAUACGGCGAAACCCCAGAACCUAGGCAGGUUCCUGAUUGGUCUCCACAAGAACCCAGCCACUGCAAACAGUCAAUCUCCGGAAGACCCCAGCCUGGCGAACAAAUCACCGGUGGGGUCGGAGGAGACGAUCAUCCAACGAACACUCAAUGUACAUAUGGCAGACGCGGACGCGGACGCCAACGCAGAUGGACAGCACCAGAGCCCUACGAAACUACGGGUAGUGGUCUAUAUACACCAACCGUUCGUGUACACAUUCCUCUUUCACCCCGAGGCGCCGUCUCUGGCGGACCCGUCGCUCUACCAGAGCAUCCACCACCAGCUAAGGCCUCUCCACAAGACGCUCGCCAACUCCACGUCGCCAGCGAAUGCCGCCGCCCGGAUCUCAAUGUCCGAGAGUGCGUUCGACGUCAACCGACGAUUCAUCGCCAAAAGCCAACCCGUCUACGACCUCGUCUACGACCCAUCCAACUUGACCAUCCGGACCUCGAUCCCCAACAUCCCCGAUCUCGGCGUCUAUGCGCCCGAGACUCGCGAUCCCAGCGCAGCGCCCUGGUCGCGGGUGGAAAGCCUGAACAUCCACCACCGGCUCCUCAGCACGUAUGUCGAGACACGACAGCGAGCCCUGGAGCUCGAGAGGACGUGCAAGACCAGUCGUGGCUGGUGGGUUGUCUGGGUGCGGUUUCCCCACCCAUGCAGUGACGGCGACGGCGACAGCGAUGACGCGCAGGAGGCACAAAGCAUCGAGGGCCGCGGGGACACUCGCCAGGAAGCAUUCCUCAUCCGCAAAGCGAGCGACCACGUCCCGGCGGCCUCGCAUGGGCGCAGCGGCAGCGGAUCCCGGUUCUUCAGGGAUCUGGGCGGCGCAACGUCGCCGGGUCUGGCCUCGUCACGGGCGGACACCGGCCCCGGCAAGCUGGUGGAGGGACUGGGGCUGGACGCGAGAAGAUACAUUGAGAAUUUACUGAGCUUGAAUAGAUGAAUGAUUUCCACGCGUGAAUGUACAUCUUUUGGAUCGUCCCAUACAUCCUAUUCUGAUCUUGGUCCACGUUGCCUACCAAUGAAC
Messenger RNA from Aspergillus steynii IBT 23096, 2530 nucleotides. RefSeq lists its product as uncharacterized. Gene Ontology annotation, biological process: vesicle-mediated transport. Bases 50 to 2446 code for a protein of 798 amino acids. Gene Ontology annotation, cellular component: intracellular membrane-bounded organelle; Mon1-Ccz1 complex. Lineage: Eukaryota; Fungi; Ascomycota; Eurotiomycetes; Eurotiales; Aspergillaceae. The record is from RefSeq and is a predicted model, not a curated record. The transcript is spliced from 4 exons.